Colletotrichum costaricense is the source of this 2175-nucleotide messenger RNA. RefSeq names its product alpha-L-rhamnosidase A. The coding region runs from base 1 to 2175 and encodes 724 amino acids. The transcript has 2 exons. The record is from RefSeq and is a predicted model, not a curated record. Gene Ontology annotation, biological process: carbohydrate metabolic process. NCBI's taxonomy places the organism in Eukaryota, Fungi, Ascomycota, Sordariomycetes, Glomerellales, Glomerellaceae.
AUGCCGAAUUUAUGGACAAGCCUCUUUGCAUUCGUAACCGGCCAAUGGGAUGUCAUAAACCCACAUUGGAGAGGCAGCAGCACGCCUCGUGAUGAGUCUAUUCGCCGCGAGGAGGUGCCCAGCUGGCACCGACAUGUCCGGGCGAGCGAGUCCAGGACGAUUUACCCGGCGCGGGUGAUUCCUGACCUCACGCGCGGCGACGUCGCUAAUCCGUCGGGAUUAAUCAACGGCGAAGGCGGGCCCACGGUCUUUACUCGUGACUCGGCGGGAGAUGAGGCACCCUCCGUGACGGUCGACUUUGGACAGAAUACUGUGGGUAUUAUUUCAAUUUCCUUUGCCGGGUCGUCGUCCUCGUCUACUUCCGGAACCGUGGGUCACGAAAACGAUGAGAGAAAAGACCAAGAGGACAGCAGCAGCAGACCCGGCAUCAGACUAGCCUUCUCCGAGACACUACAGUUCCUGAGCAACGUCAGCGACUUCUCCCGCUCCUACAACGGCGACACAAUCACACCCGGCAGCGACCAAAUCGCAGUCGCCAAGGACAACUACACCUGGACCGCGAAACACGGAUGCCAGUAUACCAACGAACAAGGCAAAGGCCAAGUCUGCGCAGACGGCCUCCACGGCUUCCGCUACCUCCGCAUCUACCUCGACGCCCUCCCCUCCGACGCGCCGCACACAACCCCACAAGGCCAGGUCAAUAUCUCGUCGCUGUCCCUAGCGCUCUCGGCCUACCACGGCACGCCCGAUACCUUUCGGGGCUGGUUCGAGUGCAGCGACGAGGAGCUGACGCGGUGGUGGUUCGACGGGGUGUACACCAACGACCUCUGCGUCGACGAGUUCCGCGGCGCCGAGGACGCGGAGCCCCGGGGCGCGGCGAGCGAGACGCUCGAGGGGAAGAUUGUGCUGCACGACGCGCCGAAGCGCGAUCGCGAUCCGUACGUCGGGGACCUGGCGGUCGCGGCGCUGACGGGUAUGAACUACACGCUUCCCUUGUUCGACUACCCCCUCUGGUGGGUCGUCUGCAGCCACGACUACGUCUGGUACACGGGCGACGUGGAGUACAUCUCAACCUACUACGCCAACCUCGUCGCCGUUCUAGACGGAUGGUACGUCUCCGUCACGGACCCGGAGACCGGGCUCGUGACCAAGGGCCUGAAUGGUACCUCGGGCUACGGCGACUACGCUUUCCUGCCGAGACAGGGGCCAGUGACGUACUACAACGCGCUCUACGUCCUCGCGCUACGCCGGGCCGCGGAAAUGGCGGCAGAGAUAGAAAAGGAAGGGGACGCAGAGCGGUGGGUAGCGAGGGCGGACGACGUCGCCUCCACGCUGGCCAGACGCAACUUUGACACGGCGAGGGGCGCGUUCUGGGACGGGACGGACGGAGCCGGGGAGUUUGUGGCGGCGCACGCGCAGGACGGGAACAGUCUCGCCAUUCUCGCUGGCGGCGUGGUGGACACGAGUACGGCGAGGGGCAUCCUGGCGUACUACGCCGGCGCCGCGUCGCGGACCUACGGGAACGCAUUUUACGACUCGGAUGCUGUGGGCCAGGGGUUCAGUCAGCGGGUGUACGCCUUCAUCUCCUACUUUGAGAUGGCGGCGCGGUUCGCGUCCGGGGUCGGGGAGACGGCCGUGGAGGAGAUGCGGAGGUUGUACGGGUGGAUGGCGGGGCAGGAUCCGGGCGUGACGUUUUGGGAGGGGAUCGGGGGGCCGGAUGGACGGCCUUACGAGGACGGGUUCACGAGUAUGGCGCACGGGUGGUCUACGGGUGUUGUGCCGCUGAUGAGUGGGUAUGUUCUCGGGGUGAGGCCUACGGGGCCUGGGUUCCGGACGUGGAGUGUCAUUCCUGAGGUGAGCGGGUUGAAGUGGGCGAGGGGUGUUGUGCCGACGCCCGAGGGGGAGGGGAUCCGGGUUGAGUGGGAGGAUUUUGGGACGGGUGAGGGAGUGCAGUUCAGGAUUGUCGUGUGGGCUGCGAGGGGCACCAGGGGCGUUGUUGGUGUUCCUGUGAGGGUGAGGGAUGUGGUUGUUGAUGUUGGCGGGAGGGCUGUGUAUCGUGGGCGUGACGGGGUUGGGGCGAGGUUUGAGGGGGAAAAGGUUUGGGUUGAGGUUGAAGGGGGAGAUGGUGUUGAUGGGGUGGCCAUUUCUGUUCGACUUGUCGAGGAAGGUUUGUGA